Colletotrichum lupini is the source of this 1746-nucleotide messenger RNA. RefSeq lists its product as uncharacterized. Gene Ontology annotation, biological process: regulation of DNA-templated transcription. Gene Ontology annotation, molecular function: zinc ion binding; DNA-binding transcription factor activity, RNA polymerase II-specific. Bases 1 to 1746 code for a protein of 581 amino acids. Lineage: Eukaryota; Fungi; Ascomycota; Sordariomycetes; Glomerellales; Glomerellaceae. Gene Ontology annotation, cellular component: nucleus. The record is from RefSeq and is a predicted model, not a curated record. The transcript has 10 exons.
AUGUCUUCGCCGACUUCAGUAAACACCACGGACGUUGGCGGGAGAGUAUACAAACGUCGACCUGGCGCGUGCGAGACUUGCAAAGUACGAAAGCGAAAAUGCGAUGGUGGCAGGCCGAGCUGUGAUAAGUGCCUCUCAUCCGCCUCCUUCUGCUUCUAUGUCACACCGAAAAAGAGAGGAAGAUCCAGCCAAAACAGUAGGGAGAUCCAAACAGACUGCGUUGAUUGCCAUACAGCAACUAAGCACAACCUCUCAGGCUUGAACGCAACAACCAGACAGAGUGCUUCAUUCGAAGACUUCAGCUAUGCGUCACAGCAGUCCACAUCACCCCCAUCACCAACAGACCACUUACGCUACUUUGGGCCAUCAUCAACUCAGUCGUCACUCUCUGGAGUGAACAGACUCUUGGAUCUUGGGCAAUUCCCGACCGCUAUGACAACUGAAUCCCUCGAAGAACACUGGGGACCGUUGUCAAGUGGUCUAUUGAACUCGCCUGAAGCUCUAGGAACACAAAGCACGGAGAUCAUCGCCAGUCCAGUCUCUUCGGCAUUGGAGUAUUGUUGGAGCACACAGCUUUUGUCCAAUGGACAUAGCGUUUCUGGUCCACAGGAUUUUGACGGUCUGGUAACAGCCGGCUGGAAUCUUUCAAAUCUGCAGACAGCCAACGACGAGAGCACUGUCGACCAUCCUGUUCGUGUAACCUCUGCGUACUCAACAACCGAUAUGGUGAAGCUCCUCAUAGGACGGGAUCGGAGUUCUUGCAAUUCUAAACAGUUCGGACAGAACCUCAUGGAUCUUGUAGACGAAUCUACCACCUGCUGUUACAGCCCGAAGCUUCCGGAGAACACUUAUCAAAGGGUUCAGCCCAGCCUUGAAACACUAGUUGAGUUUCUUCAUGCUUUCACCGCAUCUGAACCAUAUCUUGGGUCGAGAUACAUAGGAGAGACUGAGAUUUCACGACUCUUCGAAGAUGUGGCGCUUAUUACACUUCACGCGUUCUGGCUGCUGUACACCAUCGAAAAGCCGUAUCGAUUGCGAAACGGACAAGCUUCGGCUUUGAAUGAUGCCUACAUCGACCACGAGCCGAUGUCUUCCGGGAUCGAAGCUAGAAAGCCGUUGAUGCAAACCUUUGGGGUUCAUUACCGUCUAGCUCAAUGUUGUGCCAGGAUAGCAAGCGACUUUGACAGUCAGGAAGCUCUUUCACAGUCUAUGGUCUUCACAUCAGAGAAUCUAGACAACUGGUUGGAACAGCUUCAACAGUUGAAAGUUGACGUCUUCACGACACGGCAUCAGCCCGCAUCAGCCAUGACGUGGGAUCCGAGAAUCGCCUCACCGAAUAGUCCGUGUAUGACACCUUCAGAGGGGGAUAUCUCAGCAAGCCUACUCUACUUCGAGCUAGUGUUGUGCGUCUGUGGACGUUUUUCAGCUAGUUCUUUGGGUGACUCAAGCACUGAUAAGAUUGAACAAAGGGUUCUUGAGUCUGCUAUUGAUAUCUUGAAAUUACUCGUCGAGGUCGAUCCCACCAAGGCGGGUACAGAUCAGAAUUCGGUGCGCAUUGCCGUCAGUUCGUUCUGCCUCGUUGCGACUUUCAUCUCAAGGGCGAAUGAGCGAGCCACGAUCUUCAGAUAUCUGGUUUCAACGCUCGGUUUCUUCGCUCGGAUGACAAUCAAUUCACCACUCAUGACUCUGGGGAAAUUCAGCUCCGUGGUGGACUCAGUGCAAAAGGUACUCAAGAAUGAUGGUUGA